Herpailurus yagouaroundi (jaguarundi) is the source of this 1773-nucleotide messenger RNA. It is a transcript of the gene BPIFA1, whose product is annotated as BPI fold containing family A member 1. The record is from RefSeq and is a predicted model, not a curated record. NCBI's taxonomy places the organism in Eukaryota, Metazoa, Chordata, Mammalia, Carnivora, Felidae. The coding region runs from base 818 to 1492 and encodes 224 amino acids. Gene Ontology annotation, biological process: surfactant homeostasis; antibacterial humoral response; negative regulation of single-species biofilm formation in or on host organism. Gene Ontology annotation, molecular function: lipid binding. The transcript is spliced from 5 exons.
UCUGGGAGGGGACAGUCCAAAAGGCAGCCAGAUGUCAGGGACUGCCUCCAAAUUUUGUUCAGGUUAGCUUGAGGGAGAAGAGAAAGGUGUAGAAAAGAUAGUGUGUAUGUUUGGGGGAUGGGGGCUCGGAAACCUACCUCCAACUACAACUCUGCUAUCAAGUUGCUGUGUGACCUUGGGAAAGUCACUACCCCUCUCUGGUCCCUUGAUUCUCCUUAUGCAAUGAGGACUCUGAAUGGCCCCAGGAUUUCCCCAGCACUGGAUGAGAUGAUGGCCAUGGCCACAUGACCUCUGUGAUUUCAAAGGGUUUCCACAAACCAUCGCAAGCUGGCCCUGGGCCAAAAGACUUCCUGGGGAUAAUAGCAAAGCAGUUCAGCCCCUCAGCCUUUCCAUUCUCUUGUCUGGACAGCAAGAACUAGGGGCAGGCCACUGCAAGCAAGCCCAAUUGGAGAGUAAAUCCGAUGGUCACUUAACUUAAGGCCUUUGGGUCAGACAGAUCUGGCUUCAAAUCCCACCCCUACUGUGUGCUUGAAACCUUGGGGGGAAGUUACCUACACUCACAAGACCUCCCUCUGCUCAUCUGUACAGUGCAGGUAAUAUGCUCCCACAUCUUAGGGGAUGGUUAAGAUGAAAUCAGUUACCAGGUCUGGAGUGCCUACCCUGAUGCCUGGGCCAGAGGAAAUGCUGAGUAGUGUUGUUAGCUAUUGCCAUUCACUUCCUGGUGUUCGAGAGCCAGGAGGCAGAUGGUGGGUAAUUCCUCUCUGGUAUCUGGGCUACAUUAGACCCAUUGUUCUAUCCACAGAUACCAAGAUAGAAGAUGUUUCAAACUGGGGGCCUCAUUGUCCUCUGUGGGCUGCUGGCCCAUACCACAGCCCAGCUGGAAGUCCUGCCCUUGCCCCUGGACCAGAACCUGCUUUUGGCUGGGACUCCACCCCAAGCCCCACAUCCCACAGAUCUUGCUGGAAGCUUAACAAGUGGUCUCAGCAGUGGCCUGCUCUCUGGGGGUCUGUUGGGCAUUCUACAAAACCUUCCACUCUUGGACAUCCUGAAGACUGGAGGAGACACUUCUGGGGGCCUGCUUGGGGGCCUGCUUGGGAAAGUGACUUCAUUGGUCCCUGUCCUGAACAACAUCAUUGAUCUGAAGAUCACUAAUCCCCAGCUCCUGGAACUAGGCCUUGUGCAGAGCCCUGAUGGCCAUCGUCUCUAUGUCACCAUCCCUUUGGGCAUGAUCCUCAAUGUGAAUACGCCCCUGGUCGGAAGUCUGUUAAAGCUGGCUGUGAAGCUAAACAUCACUGCAGAAAUUUUAGCUGUGAAAAAUGAACAGGGGAAGAUCCACCUGGUUCUUGGUGACUGCACUCACUCCCCUGGGAGACUGCAAAUCUCUCUGCUUGAUGGAUUUGCUCCCCUCCCCGUUCAAAGCCUUGUCGACAGUCUCAGCGGCAUCUUGAAUGAAGUCCUUCCUGAGCUGGUACAGGGCAAGGUAAGUGAAUAAAAGUGGCAGCUCCUGAUUCUUAGGUCAUAGGGCUUCUCAGGAUGAAAGAAGCCCCUGGAGCGAGGUUUUCUGAACUCCUCAGUUUGAUAUGUCUCCCUGUCCGCUGAUCCAUCUGUCUGUGUUUCUUCUUUCCACCCUUCAAAAUGCAUUGAUUGGUUCCUGCUGUGGGCCAGGCCCUGGGCACGUCCACACUACAGCUGAAAUGGAUUGGCCCCUGCCCCAGGAAGCUCCCAGGCCACCCUCACCAGGGCUGUAGGCAAGCACUCUUCCAGCCUAUGCUA